Monodelphis domestica (gray short-tailed opossum) is the source of this 13430-nucleotide messenger RNA. The record is from RefSeq and is a predicted model, not a curated record. Lineage: Eukaryota; Metazoa; Chordata; Mammalia; Didelphimorphia; Didelphidae.
GGAGGAUCUUUCUUUGCAUCAUCCAUCUUGACAAGAGCAUCAAAAAACCGAUUUAAUGCAAUUCGACAAAAAAGAUCUCCCCUUGCAGCCCAGGUAGGUAGGUCGGUCAUGCUUUCCGAGCCAGAAAGAGGCUGAGAAAUAAUCUCCUCCCCAUUGGAACGCCACUGUCACUGCAACAAUGAAGUCUUUGUGACUCCCAACAAGACAGGAGAAAGAGGAAGAGGCCAAGCUUCUUUGUUGGCUCUUUGCUGCGACUCUCCAACUCAUAUUCAACUCUCAAUGAGAUGGAGCAAAAUCGUUUCAGGACUUAUCUGCUCAGUCUCCCCGCUGAUGAAUUCACAUGCUCUUGGAAAACGGAGCUCUGAUGGCUAGCUACUGAUAGAGAGAAAGCAAGAUUCAGAAAUAGGCGGUAAUUAAGGAACAAUGGGCAAUGAAAGAGUAGACACACUUCCUUGAGAAUGGCUUAGUUAGGGGGUGGUGCUGCUUUCCCAGGAGGGGGUUGCACUUCUCUGAAGGGUUAUUCCUUCAGGGAAAGGUGAUUGGGUACAAUGGAAAGAGAACUCAAGGGGAUGGAAUAAAAAUAAUUAAUGUUCGUAGAGCACCUUAAAGUUUGCACACACUUAAAAUCUAGCAUUUUACAACCACCCUGGGGAGAUAGGUGGUAUUAUUCCCAUUUUAUAGAUGAGGAAACUGAGGCUGAAAGGCAAUUUGGUAUAAUGGAAAAAGAACUUGUGGGGACCAGAAUAAAAAUCGUUAGUGCACAUAUAGCACCUUAAAGUUUGCAAACACUUUAUAUAAAGCAUUUGAUCCUUACAACAACCCUAGGGGAUGGAUGGUAUUAUUAUUAUUCCCAUUUUAUAGAUGAGGAAACUGAGGCUAAGAAUAGUUUAGUGACCUACCCAGGGUUAUAUAUCCAGUAAGUAUCUGAGGCAUGAUUUGAACUUAUGAAUUUUCUGACUCUAGACCAGAAGCUCAGCUAUUAUCGCACCUUGCUACCUCAGAGUUAGGUUUAAAUCUCAUUCCCUGGAUGAUCUUGGACAAGUCACCUUUCUCGGUUUCAUUUCCCUCAUCUGUAAAAUGAGGAAUUUGAAUUAGAAGAAUUCUGAGACUCCCCCCAUCCUUCCCCAGUUUUACUUCUAGGAUCCUGUGAACCACAGUCUUGUCAAGAUGGUACCAUGAAUUCAAGUUAAACUCCAUUCGACAAAGACUGUUUGGAGAGCAUUGUGUGAGGUGCUGGGGAGAAGCAAAGUCUAGACUAAAUAUGUAUCUUUCCCCUCAUGGAGCUGAAAGUCUAGUAGUAUCUGGAGAUAACUGACUAUAAUAUAUGAGAAAAAACCUCCAAGUACUAUAGGAGGGCUGAUAGGGAAAAGGUUCCCAUUGACAGCUGAGAUGAGAGGAGGGUUCAUGGAGGAAUCGACUGAACUGGAGUUUUCAAAAUGAUGGGGAUGAGGAGACAUGGACAUUUCAAGCAAAGGGAAUUGUGGGAGUUGUACCAUGCAGAAUUUCCUGGCAAUGUUCAGGGAACUGAGAGUUGUGUAGGUUGGCUGGCACAUAGAGUUCUUAUUGGAAUGUGGGCAGAGAUAUGUUUAUUAUUUAUGUGAUUUCAAAUUUUGGAUGGCUGGGUUAAGGGAUUAACUUAAUAGGUAAUAAGGUGGCAAUGACAAGUUUUGCUCAGAAGAGUCAUAUGGCCAAUUUUCAGCUUUCAGGGGUAUCUGUUAUCUCAUUUGCAUCUAGUUUUCCUCAGAAAUGCUUCAUAUUUGCAUUGUAUUUCAUAAUAGAAACUGCUCAUAUUUUUUCAUGAUUCCUCAUGCAGUUUUUGAACUUGUAUAUUUAUUUAUGUAAUAAGUGUAUUUAACAUAUUUUAUGAAGCUUUUACCAUAUACUAGGCAUUGUACUAAGUGCUGAGGAUACAAAGAAAGACAAAACCAGGGUCCCAGCCUUCAAGGAUUUCUAAUGAAGGAGACAACAUGUAAUUAUGGUCUAAUGAUGGUGAUAUCAAUUAUGUACCUAGCAGAUUUAUACAGUGUAAAUGGGAAAUAAUUUCAGGGAAAAGAUCUCAGCAAUGAAGGAAAGCAGGAAAGGUCUCUCUGCAAAAGGGGGGGUCUUGGUUAAGUCUUGAAAUACAUCAGGGAAACCAGGAGGCAGAGAUGAAGAGGGUAAGAAUUCUGUGCAUGAGAAACAGUCAGGCAGUCAAGAAAUUGGGAGAUGAAGUGUUAUGUGCAGGGAAAUAGGAGGAAAGCCUAUAUCACAGUAAUUAGAGCUGACAUUUAUAUGUUACUUUACAGUUUACAAAUUGUUUAUUUAACCACAGUCCAACCAAGGAGGGUAGAACACUUGUUAUUGCUUCAUUUUAUAGAUAAGGAAACAGAGCAUCAUCAAGGUGAAAUGGACUUAACUAGAGUCACUCAGUUAGUAAGUGGUGUAUUUAGAUUCUGGACUAAGUCUCCUGACUCUAAGUAUGGUGGACCUUCCUUGAUGAUAGUCUUAUAACAUGGUAGUUUAUUCCCAUUUGAACAAAGGAGAGUCUAAAGAAUUGGAGAUGAAAUAUUUUUUCCCGUAGGCAAGGUUAUCCUAUUUGACAGAUAAGAACUGGAAGGGAUCUCGAAGGCCAACUGGUUCAACCAUUCACUUUUUACAUGAAGAAAGUGAGGCCAAGAGGUUAUGGUCCAAGUCAUAUAUGUACUGUGUCAGAGAUGAGAUUUGAACCCAAAUUCUCUGAAUCUAGAAUCAUGAUCUUUUUCUAACACCAUGCUUCUUCCCCUUUAUUCACUUCAUACUUUUUGGUUUAGGCAUUUCAUUUUGUCAGCUGUGGGAAAGAAGAACUGAAAAAGGGAGAGAUUUGAAAAAAGGAAAAUAAUUAGAAAGCUGCUGCAAAAACCCCAAGAGAUGGUCAAGGUCUGAAUUAGGAUAGUGACUAUGAAAAAGAAAGGGAUAGAUGAGAGAUGUUGUGAAGAGAGAAAUUAUUUAUUGUCAGUUGUUUUCUGCUGUGUCUGACUUUUGAGGCUCCACUUGGGGUUUUCUUGGCAAAGGCACUGGAGUGGUUCACCAUUUCCUUCUUUAGCUCAUCUUACAGAUGAGGAAACUGAGGAAAACAGAGGCCUUGCUCAAUGGUCACACAGCUAGUAAAUGUGAUCAAAUAUGACCUCAGGUCUUUCUGACUCCAGAGCCAGAAUUCUAUCUACUGUGCCUUUUAGCUGCCCCUGUAGCUGACUACAAGAGAAAAUAUUUUUUAAAAAGUAUAAAAUUUGGCAACUGCUUAGAUAGGUAGCAUAAAAAGAGGAUGAUGAGUCGAAGACAGUGCUGAUGUUUAGAAUCUUGAUGAAUGGACAACUGAUGGUCAUAGAUCAUGAAUAUCACAGACAGCAACUUCUCAAGGAGAAAGAGGAAGAGAGUCAAUCCUUCUCUGGUUCUGAGUUAUCUGUUUGAAGAGUCAGAUUCAAGGAAUUAUCUUUACGAAGCCGCUAUUCAAGGGAGGAGUCAAUCAGUAGGUUCUUGCCUUUAUGAAUGCCUUAAUGGCGCUUUCUGUUCUGCGGCUGGUACAUGUGACUGUCAAAUAUUUCAGGCCCUUGGGGAAAGGUGCCAGAUUGUACCUAACACGGGUAAGGAGAGAGAUGGAAUCUGCAAAACUUGGGGACAAUACCAUUUUGAAACAUUUGAUGGAAUCUACUAUUACUUCCCAGGAAACUGUUCUUACAUUUUGGCAAAGGAUUGUGGUGCUCGAGAACCUCAGUACACAGUUUGGGUUCAUAAUAGUCCUAAGUGCAUUGGUUCUGUGUAUUAUUGUCGUCGGUCAGUCAGCUUGUUCUUUUCAAGUCAGGAAGAAAUUCUCAUUUCUGGUCACGAAGUAAAAAAAGACGGAAUCAGGUUGAUAUUGCCACAGACAAUUGGGCAUGUUUCCAUUGAGAAGCUUGCAGAUUAUAUCCUAGUGAAGACAAACUUUGGCUUUUCAUUAGCUUGGGAUGGCAUAUCUGGCAUUUACAUAAAGUUGUCUGAGGAGCACAAAGGGAAAACCACUGGUCUGUGUGGGAAUUAUAAUGGCAUUCAGUCUGAUGAUUUGCAAAUGCAGCAUGGAAAGGAAGCUACAGAAGAUGUCGCCCUGUUUGCCAAUAGCUGGUCUGUCCAAACUGCAGAGGAUGUUGCGUGUAUAGAUACUGCUUCAGAUUUUCCCAACCCUUGUUCUACAGGAAUACAUUCCUUUGAGGUGAUCUUCUUCAAAUGUCAGAUACUCCUACAGUUUCCUUUCCUGAGUUGUCAUGAGUAUAUUGAUCCAUAUUCCUAUAUUGCAAGCUGUAUCAAUGAUCUUUGCAAUACUAAUGAUGAUCAUACCUAUUGCCGAGCUGCUACAGAGUAUGCCCGAGCUUGUUCCCAUGUUGGUUACCCUAUUCAGGAAUGGAGAGAUGACUUUCCAGCAUGUGUUGAUAAAUGUGAUGAUAGUCUUGUGCACCGGGAUUGUAUCAGCUGCUGUCCACCUACCUGUACUUUUGAAAAAGAAUGUCUUGGAAGCAAUCUUCAUUGCCUUGAUGGAUGUUAUUGUCCUGAUGGUCUUAUAAUGGACAAUGGAACUUGUGUUGCCUUGGAAAAGUGCCCCUGUAGUUAUCGUGGAUUAUCUUAUUCAGUUGGUUCAAUAAUUGAACAGGAAUGUUCUGAAUGUGUUUGUGUUGGUGGAACUUGGAAUUGCACGAAAUUUGAUUGUCCAGUUGAGUGCUCAGUGGUUGGUGAUUCUCAUUUCACAACUUUUGAUGGUCGACAUUAUACUUUCUUUGGUGUUUGCCAGUAUAUUCUCGUGAAAGGGACUGGGAAAGAUAAAUUCACAAUCACUCUACAGCAGGCUCCCUGUGAUGAGAACCUUGACUGGGCCUGCCUGCAAUCAGUAGCACUAGUUCUUGAGGAUGAUUUUAAUAAACAAGUGAUCCUCAAUAGAGGAGGGGAAAUCCUUACAGGCCCUAACCAGGGUUUUAAUUUGAACGGACAUGUUGAAAUUCGAAAUCUGUCCUCUUUGUUUAUCAUUCUGAAAACUAGAUUUGGUUUAAAGAUUCUAUUUGCUAAAGAUGGGGCAAGAGUUUAUAUUCAACUUGGUACUGACUGGAAGAGAAGAACAAUGGGUCUGUGUGGAACGUUCAAUGGGAACAUUAGGGAUGAUUUCAUGUCCCCAGGAGGCAUGAUUGAAGGGACCCCACAGCUCCAUGGAAAUGCAUGGAAAGUUUCCUCUGCUUGUUUCGCACCUGUCAGAGUUCCUCUAUUAGACCCCUGUACCAUCAACCAAGAAAACAUUGGAUUUGCCGCACACUGUGAUGUCAUCCACCAAGAGCUCUUUGCUCCAUGCCAUGAUGUUGUCAGUCCAGGAUUAUACUAUCAGCUUUGCAGAUUCGAUGCAUGCAAGUGUGGAAGCCCCUGCUUAUGUAAUGCCCUGGGGCACUAUGCUUAUGUCUGUGGCAAGCAUGGCAUUUUCAUUGAUUUCAGGGCUCAAGUCUCAUUCUGCGCCGUGGUAUGCCAGAAAGGCAUGCUGUACCAUCCCUGUUCAUCUUUCUGCCACCACUCCUGUGCUUCGCUUUCCUCCAUGGAGAGCUGUGAUGAUGACUGUGUUGAAGGCUGUAAUUGUCCAGAAGGAAAAUACUUUGAUGAAGUAAUUAGCUUUUGUGUGCCCAUAUUUAGCUGCCAUUGUGAAUAUCGGGGCAGUCAGUAUCAACCUGGAGAGCUCGUAGCCACACCAACUGGAUUGUGUCAGUGUUUAAAUGGGACCGUGAGAUGUGCUGAACCUUCUCCGGCUGUUGCUGUUCAUACAUGCCCAGAAGGAAAACGCUAUUUUGACUGCAAAUUCCCUGAUCCCGAAUUACCAGCGUCUGGAGUAAACUGUGAGACCACUUGUAUAAACUUGGCCAUGAACUUCACCUGCUCCCCAUCUCCACCCUGUGCAAGUGGCUGUCUUUGUCCACCAGGCAUGGCUGAACACAAAGGAAAAUGUUAUGUUCCUGAGAGCUGCCCGUGCCUCUGGAAGGACUGGGAAUAUCUUUCAGGAGAAGUGAUUUCUACCCCUUGUUAUACCUGUGUUUGUCGGCGAGGGAUGUUCAAUUGCACUUACUACCCAUGUCCCGCAGUUUGCACAAUUUAUGGGGACCGUCAUUACCAUUCUUUUGAUGGCCUGGAAUUUGACUACGUCAGUGAUUGCCAAGCUUUCCUCGUCAAGAGUGCAGAUGACUCAGAAAUAGCUGUUAUUGCUCAGAACAAAAAGUGCUUUGAUAAUGACAUUAUUUGUUCAAAAAGUUUACUGAUAUCUGUUGGGGACACUGAGAUUUAUUUGAAUGACUCUCCUUACAAACAGAAACGAUCAGGUUUCCUGGAAAAUAAGCCAACGUACCAGCUUUGGAAGGCCGGGUACUAUGCUGUGGUAUACUUCCCAGAGAAAGACAUCACAAUUCUUUGGGAUAAGAAGACAACCAUACAUAUCAAGGUUGGAUCUCAUUGGAAGGGAAAACUUUCAGGCUUAUGUGGAAACUUUGACAAAUGUUCUUCAAAUGAUAUGACCACAUCUAAUAACAUGGAAGUGAGAAGUCCUCAGGUAUUUGGAGAAAGCUGGUCAAUAGGACAGUGUGAAAACCCAAAUGAGACUGUCAGACCCUGUGAGGCAUAUCAAAAUAAGUUUCCUUAUGCCAAGAAAGAGUGCUCAAUUUUGUACAGCGAUAUUUUUGCCCCCUGCCGAAAUGUGAUCGACGUGACUUCCUUUGUCAAAAACUGCCAUACGGACACCUGUAACUGUAAUCUCGGUGGGGACUGUGAGUGUCUUUGUUCCAGUAUAGCUGCUUAUGCUUACAAAUGUUGUCAGGAGGGGGUCUCCGUUCACUGGAGAGGUCCCAUUUGUGCACUUGAUUGUGAAUCCUACAACCAAGGGCUUGGAGAAGGACCAUAUAUUUUGGCUAGCUAUGGAAGCAUUGAUGCAAUUCUUGGAGCAAAUAUUACCAGUAGAAAAAUCUUCCCAUUAAGAAGAACUAGUCCACAUGAUUUUGUGUUUUUUAGUUUUAUGAUAACUCCAGGACUUUUCAGAGAAAAGAAAUCAACUUUGUCAUUGGUUUCCUUAGAAUCUGCUGAAAGGCCAAACUACUUUCUCUUUGUCCAUGAAGAUGAUACAAUUAGCUUGGAACGGUGGGAGGCCAAUUCUGCUUUUCGCCGGAAUGCUACAUUUUUCCACCACCAGGGUCUCUGGAUUCCUGGUUUCAGUGCUUUUGAAUUACACAGCAAGAAAGGGUUUUUCAUUACCUUCACUGAUUCCACUAUCAAAGUCUCCAAAUAUGAUGACUCUGACGAUUUUAAGCAUGCCAGUAGCUUUACUAUGGAAGAAAUCCCAGCAGCAGUACCUUACAGAAGGAUGUGUGAGUGGCGAUAUGAGCCAUGUGCUACUCCAUGUUUUAAAACUUGCAGUGAUCCUGAUGCACUUGCAUGUAAAUUUCUUCCACCGGUUGAAGGAUGCUUGCCAUACUGUCCUAGAAACAUGAUCCUUGAUGAAGUCACACUUAAAUGUGUUUAUCCUGCAGACUGUAUACCUGUGCCAGUGACAGAAGCUAUAAUCAAGCCUCCCCAGCCAGUGGGCACAGGGCCUCCUGAACCACAUGUCCCAUCUGACUGCCCAGAAGAGGAAGCUCCUACACCUGCUUCAGAAUGUGUGCCAGAAUAUAUGGAACCUACAUUUACUUGUUACCAAUAUGUAUGUAUUAAUAAGGAAUGGGUAUUGUUCAACCUAUCAAGCAAUUGUCCAAAGGACACAACCAUACCUGACUGUGGUUUUCGAGGAAUGCCUGUUCAAGUGAACAAUGAUACCUGCUGUCCCGAGUGGGAAUGCCCUUGUCGAUGUUCAAUGUUGUCAGAACUAAGCAUUAUAACAUUUGAUGGAAAUAGUGCAGCAUUAUAUAGUAUGGCUUCCUAUAUCCUAGUCCAGAUUCCUGGGGAAAUCAUAAUCGCUCAUAUUGAGAAAUGCCCCAGUAAUCAUAUUGGACAUUCCAAAAGAAAGCUAGUUUCACAUGCAAAGACAUCGGGACUUUGUUUUAAGAAAUUAAAUAUAACACUGCUCACACAUAACAUACUUAUCAACAGAAUAACAAGAAAGGUAGAAGUGGAUUCUAUCGUGGUUCCAUUACCAUUCUCAGAGAAUGGCCUAUCAAUUGAGGAUACUGGUGCUAUGUAUGUUGUUAACACUCCAGGAAGAUUUCGAAUACGAUGGGCUCAUGUUACAGGAAUCAUAGAUAUUCACUAUGACUUUUCAUCAAUUGCUAAUUACAGCACAGAAGGACUUUGUGGUGUUUGCAAUGAUGACCCAGAUGAUGAUCUAAGGAUGCAAAAUGGCACCAUCAUUACAAAUAUGGAUGAUAUCGGAUUGUUCAUUGAAAGCUGGGAACUUGACAAAUUAUUUGAUGUUACAACAAGAAGACCUGUUAAAAAUUGUACGGAAGAUGAUUGUAGUCACUGUGUAGAGCUACUAAACAAAACAGCUUUCAUUCCAUGCCAUAAAAAAGUUUUGCCAGAGGAGUUUUGUGAGAAGAUGUGGAUCAACUAUACAUAUUUUUGGAAGUAUGAAUGUGAUGUAUUGUCUGCCUACGUAGCUUUGUGCAACAAAUAUGAUAUCUGUAUUCAGUGGAGAACAUCAGAUUAUUGUUCUUUGAGUUGUCCUGAAGGGAUGGAAUAUCAGCCUUGUGCUCAAUCUUGUACGGUCAAAACAUGUCAGAACAAAUGGUUCUUUGAAGAAGAGUCAUCUUGCCAACAUUUAAGAGAAGACUGCGUGUGCACAAAUGGGACUAUACUUCAUAGACCAGACUCCAUUCUGUGUAUUCAAGAAGAAAAAUGUGCAUGUACCGACAAUAAGGGCCAACCCCGUACUUCUGGAGAGAUUUGGAAUGGGUCGGACGAAGGGUGCUGCCUCUAUGAAUGUUUGGAAAAUGGAAAUGUGAUCCCUUUAGAGCCUAGUUGUAUUGAAGAGUUGCCUCCAACUUGUGAAAGAGAAGGAGAAGUUGUCAUCACCAUCAUGGACAUGCAGUCCUGCUGUCCAAAGAAACUGUGUGCCUGUGACAUGACUUUGUGUGAAACUGAUAUUCCAAUGUGUAAAAGUACUGAAAAAUUGUUUGUAGGCUACAGCCCACUUCACUGCUGCCCACAAUACCAGUGUGAAUGUGACAUUUUGGAGUGUCCUGAACCUGCCCCAGCUGACUGCAGGGAAGAUCAAUUUGAGAUUCAAGUCCAGCGGGGAGAACCUUGCUGUUACUCCCCUUUUUGUGUUUGUGAACCUUGCACUGAGCCCAUUCCCCUGUGCACAGAGGGAGAAUUUCUCACGGUGGAUCUCCAUACCACACAUCUCUGUUGCCCUCAGUUUUAUUGUGUCUGUGAGCAGAACCUUUGUUCCCCACCUUCACUUAACUGCCCAGAAGACAUGAAACUUGUGAAAGAAAAUGUGUCAGGACAGUGCUGCCCAGAGUGGCAUUGUGAAUGUAGCUGCGAAAAUAUUGUUAUGCCAACUUGUAAUGUGGGAGAACUCACUCUAAUAGACCAAGACUUUCAAAGUGAUUGUGGAUGCCAGAAGUAUCUCUGUGAAAAGGAUAAUGUAUGUGUGUUUCAAGAAGUAAAUGUCUUGAAUCCAGGAGAGUCCAUGAUAAAAUAUUUGGAAGGAGAUUACUGUUAUCCAAUAGAAUGUUUGGAAGAAAAGGAUAAUAGUACAGGCUACCAUGCCAUGAAUAUUUCUAUGGUGAAUUGUUCAAAAGAAUGUGAAGAACACCAAGAAUAUGUUCCUUCUACCAGCGAUUAUGAUUGUUGUGGUAGCUGCAAGAAUGUAUCCUGUAGUUUCAAGAUUGAAAAUGAUACAUUUAUAUAUGAGGAGGGAAGUUCAUGGGUCUUUAACUGCAGUAAAUAUGAGUGUGUAAUGACAGAUGAAGGGACAAUGAUUCUGGGCUACAGUGUUGUCUGUCCUCCUUUUAAUGAGACUGAAUGUAAAAAGAAUGAAGGUAUCAUAACAAUAAUAAAUGAUGGCUGCUGUAAGAUCUGCAGAAGGGAAGAAAGAAUGUGCCAGAAAAUAACAGUAAAAACAACCAUAAAAAAACAAGAUUGUACAAGUCAAAGUCCUAUAAGUGUUGCUUCUUGUGAUGGGAAAUGCCCAUCUGCUACCAUCUACAAUGUCAAUAUUGAUAACCAUUUUAGAUUCUGCAAAUGUUGUAGGGAAAGUGGAGUGCGGAAUGUGAACGUGCCUCUCUUCUGCUCAGGAAAUGGCUCAGAAGUUACGUACACCUUUCAAGAACCCAUCGAGUGCUCAUGUCAAUGGAAAUGAAUUCUGGAUUCAAAAUAAACCCACACCCAAACCACAGAAUGAGCAUUAGGGUUCAUUGAUACUUUCCUAUCACUGGAGAGGUCUAUACCUUUUUAAAAAUUAAUAAACUUAUGAAAACUUUCAUCCCACUAUUUCAUCACUGAUAGUAAAUACCUUAUGUUGCUCUAGUAAAGUUACUUUUUCCUUUAUCUAGUAUGUAUUUCAGUGUAUUGCAUUGUCUAGUUCAAUAAAAUUACUUUCCUAUGAUAGUGAAAUAUAGUUAUGUAUAAGAUUUUAAAAAGCAGUAACUUCAGAUCAAUGUUGCAUUGACUGAAACAUAAUUUGGGGAAACUCUCCAUUUCACUUAAUUGCAGUUAAAGUCAUUGCAAAUGAAAUUUUAUCUCCUUUUGUAAGAACCUGGGAAGCAAAAGCCAGUGUUACUUAAUAUCCCCAAAUCUGUACUUUUUAUUCCACAUGAGUAGAGUGGGUAAAAGUUGGCUUCUAGAUUGGUAGACUUAAUCAGACUUUAUAGAUUCACAGAAUCACAAGAUCAUAGAAUAUUAGAAGUAUAAGAGGCUUUCAAGAUCACCUAUUUUAACCAUACUUUUUUUUGAAAGUCUAAAUACCUUUCCCACUAUAGAUACCUUCCAACUUUUCUGCAUGUAUUUUCUAUGUUCCUUUUUAUAGAAAUUUAAUACUACCAGUCAAAUGCAAGUUCCUUGAGGGCAGGGGUUCUUUUUCUUUUUCUUUUUUGGUAUCCUCUGGACUUAGCACAGUGCCUAGCACACUGAAAGCACAUAAAUGCUUCUUGGUUGAUUGGUAGAUUGAUUUGUCCAGUCUUACUCAAAUAGGUAGUGAUGCUUUGCUUAAGCAGAACCCCAAAUCUUUCUCUUGCAUUCCAGGUCUCAGAGUGUCUUACACUUUAAGGGAUUAGUCAUUGGAGUCCCCAUUUGUAAAGAUUUAAAAUUAUGUGUAUAUUCAAACUGUUAGGUCCAGUGCCUUUGGAUUAAUUAAUAAAAAUCCCACACAUAGAGAUAAAUAUGUAUUGUAGAUGCCAAGAAAUGGGGUGGGGAAAUGCAUCCUCAGCAGGCAUGGGGAGGAGGGAAAUCUCGUACCUUUAUUUUUAUACCAUGAAAUCCCUGGUCUUCUGUAUAUAGCUAUUAUUUAACAUAUUUGGUAAGUAGCCCAGAGUGCUUAGACACUGGCAUCCACUUUUAGAUGUAUAUAUAGAGUAUACAGGUCAAUAAGGAUUUUUUUGUACUUAUGCUGCUUUCUCUGUGAUGGGGGAAUGGGAUGAGAUUAUUUGAAUGUAUUAAUGCUUCUGCAAUAUAAUGUUGUACCUUCAAAUCAAUAAUUUUAAAAAUGCCUUGGCUGAAGAGAAAACAAGACAGGAGGUGUUCAACAUACAGAUGCUCACCAGCACUUUGAAAUAUACACUCUGAAUAACCAUUUAUAUUUUUACAGAAAUUCUCCAUUUAACUUAAAAGUCAUUUCCAACAGAAAAAAAAAAAACCCCAAACAACUGUUUGUCAUAGAAACUUAGCAGGAAUAGUGAUAGGAAGCAGACUUGUGCUUCAUUUGCUUAGCGAAGUCCAGGUGAAGAAGUCCCCUCUCCCAGUGCAGGACAGUACCUACUCUGCAGGUAGUAACCUUGGAGGAGUGAGAUAUUACGAAUUUUGUCUAGGGGCUCACAGAGGAGAGACUUAAACCAGUUCUUCCUGUCUCUGAGAUCAGCUCUUCAAAGAUUUUAUCAUGUGGCUUUUCAGACCAGGAAGAUUAAUCAUUCUGUUCUCUGUGUAUGUUUUGGUGGGGGAACAAAAGGUUUCACAAUUGUAUGUAUAAAAUCUUGUUUUAAAAUUUCAGAGGAUAGGAACAGCUACGUGGCUGAGUGAACAGAGAACCAGAUCUGAAAUCAGAAGGACCUGGGUUCAAAUCUGCCCUCAGAUACUUCUUAGCUGUGUGACCCUGGGCAAGUCACUUAAUCUCAAUUGCCUAGUUGAUAUUGCUCUUCUGCCUCAAAACUGAUAUCUAGUAUCGAUUCUAAGACAGAAGGUAAAGGUUAUAAAAAAAUUUAAGAGUUAUAGGAUAUCAUAGAACUUUAACAUUAGAAAGGAAGUCAAAUAUGAUAGAAUUCCCUAUUUCACCACAAUGAUUAUAAUCCCUGUGUUUUAGCAUAGCAAUAGCAUUUAACUGGUAUCCUUUUUAUUACUAUUAUUGUUAUUAUGUCUGGAUAUAUGAUUUGACCUGUGUUAGGAAUUCCUAGUGAUGAAAUUCUUUCUGCUGACUGAGCUACAAUUCUGUAAGUUAUAGUCUAUUUGAGUUACUGAGGCUCUAUGCCAUUACGAAGUUAAUGAUCACAAAGCCAAUAUGUUUCAGAGACAGAGAACUUAAUUUCAGCUUAUUCUGACACCAAGCCUAACCUUCUAUCCAAUAGACCUUACUGUCUCUCAUAUUGAUUUGAUGAUAGCAGCGUCCAUAAUUUAACAUAUAUGUCAAUGAUCUGUAAUUUUGUUGGUGGGGGACUCCCUAUCCCUAACUAACUCUAAGCACAAACUUUACUGUACAAAAAUUGCUCAAUUCCCCUGAGUUAUAGUUAACCAUGAUUAUUCAGCAAAGAUGUCAUUAAUAAAAAAGAAAUGCUUUUAGUUUUCUUUAUGGAUAUUUGUGAUUCAUGCUAUAAAAAUCCUCAUAAUAAACUUAGAAACAAUAGUUGAAAUUUAAUUUAUUUUUUUGAUCUAGAAAAGAAGCAAUGGAUCAUGGUCAGAGAAAUGGACUUGGAGUCAGAAAGACUUGAGUUUAAAUCUUCUGACUGAGUAGCUUUGAGUGGAUUAGUCUCAACAUCUCAUUACCCUCAUCAGCUCUCUGAUUCUGACCUACACUGGGAAAAGGUAGUUUUCUCUUUGCAAAUUUCAUGUGUCAAUGAAAUCACAAGUCCAGUUUCUCCCCUCAACCCAUCCCCCACUAAAAAAAAAAAGAAAGAAAAAUCUUGAUCAGAAUUGGAGAAAUACAACAUUAACAUUGAAAUAUGGAGAUCUGAAUCAUUUAAAAGCACUACAUCUUGUUGAAUUUGUAAAUUACAUAUUGCAUCUGUCUCUCUUUUGCAAUCAGUUUGUAUUUGACAUCAACGAAAAAUCAAUAAAAAUUGCUCUAUGAA